This is a messenger RNA of Telopea speciosissima, 1727 nucleotides long. Its product is annotated as transcription factor E2FC-like. The record is from RefSeq and is a predicted model, not a curated record. NCBI's taxonomy places the organism in Eukaryota, Viridiplantae, Streptophyta, Magnoliopsida, Proteales, Proteaceae. Gene Ontology annotation, molecular function: DNA-binding transcription factor activity, RNA polymerase II-specific; protein dimerization activity; RNA polymerase II cis-regulatory region sequence-specific DNA binding. The transcript has 14 exons. The coding region runs from base 181 to 1644 and encodes 487 amino acids. Gene Ontology annotation, biological process: regulation of transcription by RNA polymerase II. Gene Ontology annotation, cellular component: RNA polymerase II transcription regulator complex.
UGUUUCAUGACGUCUACAAAGUGUAACAGUUUUUCCUUUUUUUGUUUUUUUGGGUUUUCGUGCGCUUUGUGUAUACUUCGCCCCCAAAUUCAUUUUAUUUUCUCGUUCGCAUCACAUUCUCUCCUUCACACUUUACCUGAAAAGCUGAAAUCCCCCUGAUUCUUACUGUUUUCGUCAAUCAUGUCAGGUUCAGGUGAAGAUUUGGGUCGCUAUUGCCAACAAACCCAGUUCAAAUUUCUGUUCAAUUCUCAGUCUCAAUCACAGAUUCAGUCUUCUCCACCUCAGAUUCUUGGCCCUAUGAAGCGCCACUUCCCGUUCUCGUAUCCAAGGCCACCUUCUUUCGCUUUCAACUCUGCUCCCCAAUCUUAUAGUCAGAAUCACUCUCCCGAUCAUCAUCGUCUGAAUCCCCGCAGGGGCGGAGUCAGUGGCGGUGCUGAGGGAGGCUCUGUGAUUUCUAAGAUUCCGUUUUUCAGUACGGAUUUAAAAGCAGACAAUCUUGAAGGUCAAAUUGGUAAAUGUGCAACUCGCCGUGGACAUGGUGGAGCACUUAAUAUUGCGCCUGGCGCAGGUGGUAAGCAUAGCAAUAAAUCGAAGGUUUCAAAGCACAAGAAAUCUGGUUCACAAACUUUGGGGUCAAACUCGGACGACCCUUCUAAUAUGUUGGAACCAGCUGCCACUUGUCGUUAUGACAGUUCUCUGGGCCUGCUAACAAAGAAGUUCAUUAGUUUAAUCCAGGAGGCGAAGGAUGGCACUCUUGAUCUGAACAACGCAGCAGAUGUCUUAGAGGUUCAGAAAAGGAGAAUAUAUGAUAUUACGAAUGUUCUUGAAGGAAUAGGUUUAAUAGAAAAAACAUCAAAGAAUAAUAUACGUUGGAAGGGACUUGAAAUGUCAAUACCUAAGGAACUGGAUGCUCUAGUUACGAGGCUCAAGGCUGAAGUUGGAAGUCUAUAUGAUGAAGAAUGCAGGCUUAAUGAUAGCAUAAGAGAAAAACAGGAAAGUCUCAGGGCCCUAGAUGAAGAUGAAAACAGCCGGAAGCUUCUAUUUUUAACCGAAGAUGAUAUUCUGAGCCUUCCAUGCUUUCAGGACCACACUCUAAUUGCAAUAAAAGCUCCCCAGGCAAGUUCCCUUGAAGUCCCUGAUCCUGAUGAGGGUGUUGAUUAUCAGCAAUUCAGAAUCAUUGUCAGAAGCACCACAGGACCAAUUGACCUGUACCUGCUGAGCACACAUCAGGGGAGGUGUGAGAAUUUAGAUGUGAAGCAGGCCAAGACAAUUGAUUUGUCCAUGGGAAGUGGCAAUCCUAACAGUGAAGAUGCAUUACUCAAGAAAUUCCACGAUGAAAGGCUAUCUGAGGCAGGACAUUGCCAAGAUAAUAUAAAAACUUCCAUUUCAUCUAGCGCACUGGAAAAUGUGUCUGGGAUGCAGAGGAUCAUCCCUACAGAUUUUAGUAUUAAUGAUGAUUACUGGUUCCAGUCAGAUCUUGAAGUCAGCAUUACUGAUUUGUGGGCAAAUGACUGGGCACGAGUGUGUGAACCUCAAGACAAGAUUGCAAUGCACAACCCAGGAUUAAUGAAACAUCAUGUGCCUGCAGGUGGUGUUUGCAAACAAAGAGGGAUUGAGGUACCUUGUUGUAUAGAAAAUACUUGAGGGCUGUGUAGUAUGGUCCCUAAGUGAGUAUAAAUUAUGUAACAAGAUGGUUCUCUUUUAUUCUGUCAAUAAUUAAGUUGAUU